Camelina sativa (false flax) is the source of this 1475-nucleotide messenger RNA. The record is from RefSeq and is a predicted model, not a curated record. NCBI's taxonomy places the organism in Eukaryota, Viridiplantae, Streptophyta, Magnoliopsida, Brassicales, Brassicaceae.
AAAAAAAUGGUUAGGAUUUCAGUUUUAUGGAUUUUGGUUAUUUUGGUUACAAUAGGAGUCAUGGUUAGUGUCUCAUUCGCUGAUAACAAUGAAGUGAAAUCAACUGAUUUGAAGAAAGUCAAAGGAGAAGAAACUGAUCGUUCCAUUAGUAAGGUAAAUGAUCACGAUGAUGAUGAUGACGACAAAGAUAGUGAUGGAGAUCAUGAUCAUGAUCAUGAUCAUGAAAAUGAUAAUGAUGAUCAUGACAAUGAUAAUGAUGAUCAUGACAAUGACGAUCAUGAUCAUGAUCAUGAUAACGAUAAUGAUAACGAUAACGAUAACGACAACGACGGAGAAGAUGACAAUGAUAAUGAAGAUGACGGUGAUAAUGAUGGUGAUGGUGAUGGUGAUGAUGAUGAUGAAGAUGAAGGAAAGAAGACGCUGGGGGUACACGAGCUAAAGAAGGGGAAUCUAACGGUCAAAUUUACAAACAGGGGUGCUUCUAUCAUGUCUCUCCUUUUCCCUAAUAAACAUGGAAUAGUUGAGGACAUUGUUCUUGGAUACGACAGCGUUAAUGACUACACGAAUGAUACGGUCUUUUGUGGAGCGACGGUUGCACGUGUAAGCAAUACUAGAGAAAAGACCGUUGCCAACGAUGGUAACAAUACCGAAUUAGGUGGGAAGAAAGGGUCUGGUGAUGUGAUUUGGACUGUUAAGAAACACAACCAUAACAGCAAAAAACCUUAUAUUGUUUUCACAUAUACAAGUCCUGAUCAUGGCGAUCAUCAAGGGAAACUUGAGGUCAGUGUAACGUAUAAGCUGGUGGGAGAAAACAAAUUGAAAAUGGUGAUGGAAGCAAAGGCUAAAGAGAAAACAACUCCGGUGAAUUUAGUUCAUCGUUCUUACUGGAAUCUUGGUGGUCGUCGUCAUAACGAUGGAGACAUCUAUUCUGAAGAAAUUCAGAUUCUAGGUUCCGGUUAUGCUCACCUCGACGACAAUCUCACUCCAACCGGGAAAAUCCUAUCCGUUAAAGGAACACCGUACGAUUUUCGCCAACUCCGACCUAUUGAAGCCAACUUCAUUAAUGAGCUUAAGAAGACAGGGUUUGGUAUAAAUUAUUGUCUAGAUGGUGUUGCAAAUAAGAUGAGAAAAGUCGUGGAGCUUGUGGACAAGAAAUCGAAGAUAAGAAUGGAGUUAUCUACAGACCAAUCUGGUCUACGAUUCUAUACCGGAGAAAGGUCUAAAAACAAUAAAGGAGAAAAUGGAUCGGUUCGUAAAGCUUACACUGGUUUAUGUCUGGAAUCACAUGCAAUCAAUUACAAGUAUCUUCCUUUGCAGAUGGUUGAACCGGGGAAAACUAAUUAUAAGCAUACUAUGCUUUUUAUGUUUUCGAUUGUUCCCUAAACUUCGUCAAUUUUUCUGCAAAGCUUAUGACCAGAAAAAUAAUAAGAAUAAAUCUGUUGUGUUAGUUUUCUUCUUUUUGUUUUUGUUUUUGU